Indicator indicator is the source of this 880-nucleotide messenger RNA. It is a transcript of the gene C26H22orf39, whose product is annotated as chromosome 26 C22orf39 homolog. The transcript is spliced from 3 exons. NCBI's taxonomy places the organism in Eukaryota, Metazoa, Chordata, Aves, Piciformes, Indicatoridae. The record is from RefSeq and is a predicted model, not a curated record. The coding region runs from base 6 to 323 and encodes 105 amino acids.
GCAGCAUGGCGGGCGGCGAGGCCUGGCGGCCGCCGCGGUCGUGCGAGGACUACUGGUGGGAGUGGAAGCAUUGCCGCGGGUUGCGGCACGCCUUCCACCACUACUACGCGCACGGGGAGCUGCCGGUAUGCGACCGGUGGCGGGACGACUACGAGGCUUGCCGCGCCUGGGAGAAAGGCCACUCCGCCGCCGCCCAGGAAGCUUUGUGCAAGAGUGAAAGAGCUCGAGUUAUGGAAAAACAGAAAUAUGCUCCGGUGUGGACACUCAGGAAGAACCCACCACCUGAUUGGUACCUUCCACUUGACCAAGACAAACCAAAUUAGCAACGCUGUUUUGCUGUGUUUGGUUCAUUAUUGUAAUAAGAAUGCAGACCUAUGCUGGAGUUUUUCUCCUGUGUCGUCUUGAAAUUAUACAAACAUAGCUCAGACCUGCAAUACUUUGUUUAAAAACCCGGUAUUUUUUAAAGGGAAAAUUAGGUACUUAGUUUGAUUUUGGUCUCUUACUACUAUCUUACACUUCAGGACUUCACCUCUGCAACUCGGUAGGCAGCUCCCAAAUUAGUGCAUACCUGAUCUAGCUCUUCUUGCUAGACAAGGACCUCUUCCCUGGUGCUGCACACUUUUGGAACAAUGUACCCACCCCAGGCCUGCCAAAUGGGAAAACAAAAGCAAGCUGGGACUCCUCCCUGUCACAACCGCUGGCAUUUAAAACGCGAUUCCCAGAUUCAGGAUUGUGGAUUAAGAGCUUUUCAGCGAGUGGGAUGAUGUUGCAGACCCUGAAACUGCAACCCUGCCCCUUUGUGGAACUGCUUUCAAACUGUGGUAGGUAUUGAUGGCAGUAUUCAAAUUGACUGCACCAAAAUAAAGGUUUAAAGUAAUGA